Molecule: messenger RNA, 1879 nt
Organism: Serpula lacrymans var. lacrymans S7.9
Lineage: Eukaryota; Fungi; Basidiomycota; Agaricomycetes; Boletales; Serpulaceae
Exons: 12
Coding region: 1-1572 (523 amino acids)
Source: RefSeq, a predicted model, not a curated record
AUGCUCAAGGAGAAGAUGGCAGUGUUGAUCGGGCUUUCCUCCUCAUGUUGUCUUGCCUGGUCAUGGCCUUCAUACCCUCGAUCACAUCAGCAACUGUUGAUAACGGUGAACACCGACCUUCUUACGGCUGUCCGUGUCUAUAAGCUCAAUAACAUCCCCACCUAUCAAAAGGUCUUUCACAAGAAGAGAUAUCAUCACUUUUCUCAAGCACAGAAGUCGAAACCCCAAGGUGCCAUUUCCAUGACGUUGUGCGAACUAGCUACUGCGCGACAUCAUUCACCCCCUUUGGAAUGCUCUGCAUUCGCCGACAGUCGCAUUCCCUUCGUAUCUACAAGUCACGUCCAGGGUGAUUGCGUAGAACGAUGGAAUGAUAUUGGUACAAUCAAUGAUCUUGCUGGGCUGAAAAUUUUGAUAUAUAUUCCCACAGAUACCGCCAAGGACAUAUACAGGAACGCUACUCUGGAGAAAAUUUCCCUAAUUCGUUUUAUGCUCGGUCGCGAGAAGGCAAUGAAAGACGUUGUACAGUCUUGGGAGCGAACAUCUGAAGAUUUACGAAAUAUAAUAAUAGCGUUGUCCGACUCCUCAGGCCGUAUACGCUCUUCUGCAGAUGUGAUGGUGUCAAGGAUGGAAGAUAGUAUUCACAAGAUUCUAUCUCAUGUAGAUAGAGAGGUCUUAGAUCUACAGGAUCGUCAUAACGACGCUUCCCUCAAGUCUACGAUGAAGAUUCACAACCUCCUGGAAGAAAUUUCGCUCCGUCAUGCCGACUCGUUGUCAAUGCUACUCCCAAAUUUCCAGGAUAGUCUCACAUCACAACUUCAGCUGGCUUUCUUACCGGUUUUGGAGCGAAGCCACCAAGCCCUCGAAAAUCUAAACCAUGCCCAUCAACAAUGGGGGAUAUUGGAAAACGAGUUUACAGCGAUGCAAUAUACGUUCGGAGAACUUGCAACAGCUAUUUCGCAAAUAACAGUAAUCCUAGAUAAGUCAACUGAACAAGCUAUCCUUGCACAGAAGACCCAGCAGGAAGUAACCAGCUCUGCCGUCGAUCUUGUUGAUACUCUCUCUCGGCUAACUGCGACGACACGUGAGGAGCUAAUCGCGAUCAACAAUACUGCAGCUGCAUUGAAACAUGAGUUGCGCCACAACAACUCUAAUGAAUGGCUUCGAGUUGGUGCAGCUUCACUUAUGCAAACAUUUUUACCAAAUGUACCCAAUUUGUCUUAUCUGCUUACCCCGCGAUGGGUCCGCUUAAUACUUGGCCUUGCAAGCGCUCUAUGGUAUCUUCUUCAGACGGGAUUUUCCAUUCUAACGAGCGCUUUUAUGGUUCUUUACUCAAAACAGGUCUGGUCACAAUUUCCAGAUUUGUCUGCUUCUACGAAAGAACAGGUUCUUCGAGAGGCUCCGCCGCCUCCCUUGUCGUCUGUCGAACUCCAUCAAUCAGUUUAUGAACCGAAAUACUGUCAGUACAUCCAUCGGGAUCCUCGCAUUGUUCGUCGCAGUUCUCGCCCACGCAUGUCUCGUAUACCCGAUAGACUUUGCAAAGCACCUUCCGAACAGGCGCGGAUGUGGAUUUAAUACCCUACAACAACUUGCUAUUGUUCUUUGCCGCCCAUUACCGACCAUUCGGUAUUUCGGGAUCGAUAUUCAUCAAAUGCAUACGAGCCCCCCAUUGUGCUAAACACCGCUUAUCCUUUCAUUACAUUCUUAUGGUGCAGUUGGACCUUUCCUUCUUAGCCAAAUUUUCGUGGUUGUUCGCGAAGCUCACUAGUAUGGAGAAGACCUACUCAUGGAUGUUACCGGAAUCAAUACCAACCAAGCAUGAUAAUUUAUUGUAUUUACUUGCUGUGGCUUGGACCCAUCUAGAAAAGCUCUAGCACUUCAU